AUGUCCACAAAUUCAGAUGAUUGUGUCGCUCGCAAUAUUGAUGCUAAAUUGCAGCAGGAUAGUGAUUGGUUAAAGACUUUUGAAGAAAAUCUGAAGAAAAGUAGAAAUUUGAAUAAUGAUAUCACAGCAUUACUGGAAAGCUUUCGAAAUCGGCUGGUGCAGUUGGAUCAGAGCAUUGUUCCACUGUAUGAAAAAACAGCACUCUUACGACAAAAACAAACAAACAUUCGAAAGGUAUUAAAGACUGUCGAUGCGAUGCAGCAAUUUUAUGGUCGCGCUGCAGAAUUAGAAUGUUCAAUACGUGAAGAGAAUGCCUCUGUGGAAAGGGAACAGUUCAUUGAAAGAAUGGAACAGCUAGCUGAGACUAUUUCUUUCUUUUCCUCCCAUCCAACAUAUCAAAAUCAACUCGAUAGCAUGAGGAUGACUUUUGAAUCUGGUUGCUGUGCACUUGAGAAAGAAUUUCGGAACAUCCUACUUGCAAAUUCAGUAGUUUUGGAUGCAGCAAUUAUCAGCGAAUCCCUAGAUAACGAAUACGAAGUAAUAAGUACUCGGCUGCGUGGGCUUGUCACGUUACGCAAUAUUGAACAGUGUGCACAAAUAGCUCGUUGGUUGUUAACGUAUAAUCCAGAAGGUUCUGUGAUUAAAACAUAUGCUGAUAUUCGAUGCGAUAAUAUGCUUCGAACUCUGACUGCUGCUAGUCAACAAGGAUUCUCUUCAAACAGUAAAAUCAAUAUUUCGUUGUCUUCAAAAUCAGCAGGGUCGUUGAAGCAAGCUAUACGAAAGGCAACUGGUCGUUCUUCUGAAAGAUAUGUAUGGGAAUGGCGUGCAUCAGACGCUGCUGUUGAAAAUAUUUUGGUUUUGUUUGGAACAUUACUUGGACUUAUAGAGAUUGAAGCAGAAGUGUUAAGUAAAGUGAUAGCAGACGUAAGUGCCGAAGCCAGAGUGCAGCAGUUAUUAUUUGGUCGUCCAUUAUUGUAUGUUCUGGAACGUGGAAGCAAUCUAAUGGAUGGAAUCAGUUGCUCUCUAACUCCAUUUUUACCUCUUCUCAAGCAUAUUAAUGCGCAUUAUUUACAGUUACUAUCUCUUGGGAAUAACGCUGUUGAGGAUGUGCCAUAUGAGAGUUUCGUGAAAAAGGUUAACGACAAAUCAAAAGAUGCUCUUGACGGCUUUUUCGAUCUUCUAACAAAUGAUCCCAAUAAAUUUGUGCCUACGGAUGGCAAUGUACAUCAAAUUACAUCGAAUACACUAAAUUUCCUCAAUAGUUUGAUGGAUUAUCGACAAACAGUAACAAGUUUAUUGAUCGCGACAGGUGCAAAAGGGAAUCCGGCAACUCAUUUUCCGCGACUUUUCGCACGCGCAUUAUCUGCAUUGGGUUUAAAUUUGAAAAUCAAAGCGGGAACAUAUGGGGAUGAAACAUUGGCUGCCGUUUUUCUCCUAAACAAUAAUAAUUAUAUUCACAAUGCCCUUCAAAGUAAUGGAAUGUUCGCGGUCGUUGGUGAGCAUAACUCUCAAGUGCGCUCUUUCUAUCGUUCUGAGAUCAGUGCAUACAGCAAAAAAUAUCUCCAAAGUUGGAACCGUGUUGUUUCAAUCAUAACAGUAGAUUUGUCUACUUUUGACGACAGAACUGCCCUAAAAAAUGCACUCAUGGCAUUCAAUGCUGAAUUGGGAAGAUUGAUUAAUGCACAGCAGGAUUACUGUUUUUCUGAUGUGAGAUUGGCUCAUGAUAUCAAAUCAGAAAUAAAAUCAUUAAUUUGCGAGCCUUAUGCAGAAGUUUACGCGCGAGUAAUGCGUUCCACAGUAUCGAAAGGUACCGAGAAGUACUUGAAGUACACACCUGAAUUGCUUGGCAUUGUUAUUGACAGACUUUUUGAUGUCACAGCGUAA
Cercopithifilaria johnstoni is the source of this 1884-nucleotide messenger RNA. Lineage: Eukaryota; Metazoa; Nematoda; Chromadorea; Rhabditida; Onchocercidae. The record is from the annotation of a GenBank genome assembly.